Molecule: messenger RNA, 1224 nt
Organism: Strongyloides ratti
Lineage: Eukaryota; Metazoa; Nematoda; Chromadorea; Rhabditida; Strongyloididae
Product: Protein-tyrosine phosphatase, receptor/non-receptor type domain and Protein-tyrosine/Dual specificity phosphatase domain and Protein-tyrosine phosphatase, catalytic domain-containing protein
Exons: 1
Coding region: 1-1224 (407 amino acids)
Biological process (GO): protein dephosphorylation
Molecular function (GO): protein tyrosine phosphatase activity
Source: RefSeq, a predicted model, not a curated record
AUGAAACCUUUUAACAAUCCACCACUGGAAAAUCAAGGUAAAGAUGUUUUACAACAAGUUAUUGGACGUAGUCCUUCGGUUGAUCAACCAAUAAAAGAAAAAAACCAAAAAAAUGUGAAAAAACAUGGUAAUAAUAACACAAAUAAAAGGAAUAAGAAAAAAUCUGUAGAAAUUAAAAAAAAUGAUACCGGUAAACAACGUUCACAACUUUUGGAUACAUUUUCAUGGGCAGUUCUUGAAAAAGAAUUAAAUGGAUUAAAGAAAGAAUAUAAUGAAGAGGUUGCAAAAGUUAUACCAAAAAAAGAAGAAUGUGUUGCAUUUUAUUCACGUGAAGCAAUAGAUAAAAACAGAAAUCCAUAUAUUCCAUGCUUAGAUAUAUCAAGAUGUACUAUUACUUCAGCUCCACCAUCUGAAUCUUAUAUACAUGCAAAUUUUGUCUCCAGUCUUACUACACCAAAAAGAUUUAUAGCAACACAAGCUCCUUUAGAUAAUACUAUACUUGAUUUUUGGAGAUUAGUUCUUCAAGAGAAAGUAGAACAUAUAGUUAUGCUUUGUAAUUUUAAAGAAAAGAAUGUUAUAAAAUCUGCCGAAUAUUUUCCUUUAGAAGUUAAUGAACAUAAAAAUUUUGGUGAUAUAAAAAUUAUGCUUAUGAAAAAAUUUCCACUUCGUGCAGAUGAUAGUAUUAUGAGUUAUAAUCUUAACAUUUCUUACUCUAAACAAGAUCAUGCUGUAAAAAUUUACCAUUGGAAAAACUGGCCUGAAACUGGUCAUCCACCUAUUUCAGAUACUUCGUUAACAUUAUAUGCUGGUGUCUACACAUCAAAUUAUCCUGUUAUAGUUCAUUGUUCUUCUGGAGUUCGAAGAACUGGAAUUUGGAUUAUGUUUGCUUUAUUCAUGGAUAUUAUAAAUGAAGGUAAUAUUGAAAAUGAAUCAGCGUUAAAGUUGUCAAAAAAAUUUAGAAAACAACGUGCUGGAGCAAUUGUUAGUGAUGUAGAUUAUGUUUAUAUUCAUAGACUUAUAUUUCAACAGCUUUUAAAUAAACGUAUCAUUUUAUCAAGUCAAAGACUCUUAGAAUUCUUUGAUGAUUAUGAGACAGCAGCCAAAAAAUCAGAAAAACUUGAGAAAGCCAAUAAGCAAAAUUAUACAAUUGGAAAUGAUGAAAUGAAUGCUCAACUUUCUCCUAUGCCAAAUCCUGCCCCAAGUACACCACUAAAUCCUUCAUAA